CGCGCACUCAUGAUUAUCUGAGGACACAGAGGAGUUCGGGACACUGGCGGAUGCUUGAAGAGAGAAACGAAAUUACUCUGGACUUAUCACUCAGCUGCAGAUCUCUUUUUAUUUAGACCAGUGUUUCUUUUAUUUUGCACAGAGCGAGCGGUAAAUACAAACAGAUCAAAAUGAUGACCAAACAAUAUGGAAAGAGUGGGGAUGUGAGCGAGCUGGUGAGCUCCCUCGGCUGGCUGGAGGAGGAUGACGGCAGCUCUCAGGAUGGAGAGGAAAGCCAUGGUCUGACUGUAGAUGGACGAAUCCACUCCUGCACAGAACUGGGCAGUGAGGAUAUGGAGGAAGAGGAGGAGGAGGAGGAUGAUGAGGAGCAGGAGAUUGGACCAAAUGGAGAACAGGCUCCAAAAAGGAGAGGCCCUAAAAGGAAGAAGAUGACCAAAGCCAGACAGGAGAGAUUUCGUGCCCGGCGAACCAAAGCCAACGCCAGGGAACGCUCACGUAUGCACGGACUGAACGAUGCCCUGGAAAGUCUGCGCAGAGUGAUGCCCUGCUUCUCCAAGACACAGAAGCUGUCAAAGAUCGAGACUCUGCGGCUUGCACGCAACUACAUCUGGGCUCUGUCGGAGUCGCUUGAGAGUGGCCAGUCCCCUGAGAGUCAUGGCUUUGUGGAGAUGCUGUGUAAAGGUCUGUCUCAGCCUACCAGCAACCUCCUGGCCGGCUGCUUGCAGCUGGGACCCAGUCCAGUGAUGCUCACCAAGAUGGACGAUAAGUGUGGCGGCCCGGGGUUGGGGUUGGGUGGUGUGGGGGGUCAGGCUGGCCAUCCUCUCAGCUACCCGUCUCCAGGCCUUCCCAGCCCCCCCUAUGGCUCCCUGGAGGCUUCCCACCUCCUCCACAUGAAGGGAUUCAAAGGGUCUGUGUAUGACAACCCCUCCCCUAACGAGUGCAGCAGCGGCACUCCACCAUACGACGGGCCCCUCACUCCCCCACUGAGCAUCAGUGGCAACUUUGCCCUGAAGCAGGAGCCCUCUCCCCGUGAGUCAGAGAGGACCUACACAUCCCACCCUGGCCACCAUGCCCACUACCUCUCGUCCCACCAUUACCCCACUUCCACGACUGGGGGCCUACCAGGAGGUCCUCAGGGCCACCCACUUUUUCAAGCUGCACGCUACGAGCUGCCCCUGGACGUGGCCUUUGACUCCUAUAACACGUCUCACCUGGUCGCCUCUCACAUGGGCAGCAUCUGA
Molecule: messenger RNA, 1241 nt
Organism: Anoplopoma fimbria (sablefish)
Lineage: Eukaryota; Metazoa; Chordata; Actinopteri; Perciformes; Anoplopomatidae
Gene: neurod4
Product: neuronal differentiation 4
Exons: 2
Coding region: 171-1241 (356 amino acids)
Molecular function (GO): protein dimerization activity
Source: RefSeq, a predicted model, not a curated record